AUGAAACAAACAGGCAUCUUGUCCAACAGUUAUAUUCCGCCGUUGGCGCCCCAACUCGUUGCCAAAGAGCUCGCAAAGCUCAACCAGGACUCCCUGUUCAAUCUGGUGGACCUGUGGCUCAAGAUGGCCGCCACACAGCCUAAACCCACCAAAGAUCAACGGGCCCAGGGAGUCACCCAGAAAGAGCUGCUGCUGUAUUGCACAGAAACCUUGACCAGACUCAGAGACCAAAAGGCGCCAAAAAGAAAACUAAUCGACAGAUUGUUGGUCGAUUACUACCCUAACGGACUCAAUGCUCUCCAACUGGCCCAGAUCGAUAUCCAGAUGAUGGUGGACAAACCAGCAAAUUAUAGCUGGGUAUCGUCCACCGCAAAGGUCGUUGCCGACGAGUCAACUGUGCUCGACGACUUUGUGUUCUCAUUGGACUCCCAACUGUUCCUCGACCGACUCAUCACCAACCUGUCCAACCUCUAUCUCACCCACAUCUACAUCUCAAGACACCCAAGCUUCCCGCUCAUUCUUAUCCGGAUCCAGAUGUACGAGUACGUCCACUUCAAGAAGUCGCGCUCUACAGACCCAAACAUCGCAGACAAAAACCAGCCAGACAUCCUCUCGCGCACACCGUACUACCUGGCCAUCCCCAUGAGCUCGCCCAACCUGAUCCACUCCGCCUCGAACGAGGACGAUCUUGUGUCGAAGAUCAUCCUGCAGUCCGUCGAGAUGACGCUGUCCUCGCCGUUCCGCCAGAUCCAGCUCCACGCCAACCCAGACCCCCCAGUGCGCACUUUGGAGGCCAUCCACGUUUUAAAAGGUGUGUCGCGGUUCGGCCAGUCUCUCGCCAGCUGGACGCCCUAUGCCGACGGCACGGUCGAUAUCAACCCUCUGGGACUCGAAGCAGACCACCUUGCCCUCAAUCCGUCGCGGCUGGCCGCAACAACCGAUAAGAAACAGCUGGUGGCCAGUCUUAAGUUUAAAGGAUCUACAGCCCCAAUCAAGUCAGAAACGCUUUUCGAGUCCAACAGACAGCCGUUGAAAACACGCAAGCUCAACAACGAAUCCACAGAGUCCAGCUACGCCUCCCUGGUGCCCGUGCAGUUCGGCGAGUUCAUAAUAGAAGACACCACCACAGGCUCCGCAGAUCCUACUAAUAUCAAGUUGCGGUUACUGGGCAACGAUAUAUUUGCCGGCAUGCACGAGCUCGCAGUUACAGAUAUCGUCGACCCGGAGAAAGUCCCUGGCUGGCUCACCGGGUCUGAAAACUCCACGGUCGGCCGUGUGAAGAACGGCAAUCUGUCCUAG
Molecule: messenger RNA, 1299 nt
Organism: Ogataea philodendri
Lineage: Eukaryota; Fungi; Ascomycota; Pichiomycetes; Pichiales; Pichiaceae
Exons: 1
Coding region: 1-1299 (432 amino acids)
Biological process (GO): chromosome segregation; CENP-A containing chromatin assembly
Source: RefSeq, a predicted model, not a curated record